CUACAUAGAAGGAAAAUUGUUUUGCUGGAUUUCUGCACUGCCCUUAUUCCAAAUGCAAUAGAGAGACAGGGAGAAAGAGCAAGAGCUUGGGAGAAGGCUCUGGAUUGGUGUUCUGGGCUAUUUCAACUUCAGGGCAACUUUUGAGAACUUCAGUUAUUUUUGGUUCUGGCAUACAGCUGAGACCAGGGGAGCCUGAGGUUGAGGCUGAUGCAGAAGAAGACGAUUCUGUCAAUGAAGUGACAAUAGAAAACAUACGGCCAAGGCCACAAGGAUCCUCUCCAGUUUAUGAGUAUUCCAUAGAAGAAGAAUAUUUUAACAAAAAGGCAAGACAUAGAUAAGCUACAAGAAGAUACAGAGAACAAAAAAUAUUCUACAGAAAAACAAAAAAUGAGUCAUUCACAGGCGUCUAUGGAGGUGACCAUGAAAACAGAAGUGGCAUCUGGUGCUAGUGGUUUUAGUGUGACUGGUGGAGGAAGUGAAGGAAUAUUUGUAAAACAAGUGGUCAAGGGAUCCCCUGCUUCGAAAAUAUUCAGUUUGAGAGAAGGUGAUCAGCUAUUAAGUGCCACAAUAUUUUUUGAUAAUAUCAAAUAUGAAGAUGCACUCAAGAUUCUUCAAUAUUCCGAACCAUACAAAGUACAAUUCAGUCUCCAAAGAAAAUUUGGUGGGAAAGAAGAGCUAGAAAAAAUACAUUCUACAGAACAACCCAAGAAGGAAAAAAUAAGUCAGGAAAAAGAGCUUAAUGAAAAAAUUUGUGGAACAACACUGGAAAUUUCAGAAAAGAUUAUUUCAAAAGAAGACAAGGAAAAGGAAAUUGUAAAACAAAGGUUGGGAAGAACAAAACAACCCAGAAAAGAGAGAUUGUCAUGGCCCAAAUUCCAGUCAAUGAAAAAUAAAAAGAUUUUGGGGCACAGAAGAUCUCAUAGUACAUCAGAUGCAUAUGAGCAUGCUAUACAAGAUAUUUCCCCAACAAGCACUGACACUGAGUCACAAUUACAACAAGAAGAAUUCUGUGCUAAAGAGAAAAAAGGAAGCCAAAAGAAACAGAAGUUCCCUAAUAUUGGAUUCAAAAUGCAUAGAACAAAAGCAGAAACAGAAGAGAAGCAGAGAUUAGAAAUAAAAACCGUGACACCAACAAAAAAGGAUAAAAUACGGAAAGAAGAUAUCAGCAUGGAAACUCCAGAAAUACUAACUGUACAAUAUACUAUGUCUUCUGCAUAUGAAACAAAAGCAGGUGAAAUACAAGAAAAUGUCAAAAAAGACUUAAAAGACAUGGAAAAUGGCUUACCAAUCUAUACAAAGAAGUGCCCUGAAGUUGAAAUUAACAUUAAAAAACAAAAGGACCAGAUAGCAACAUCUAAAUCUACUACUAAAACAACACCAAUAACAAAACAAAUAUCAAAAUCUACAUCAGAAAUACAAAAACCUAGUCUCAAAGACACACAAAGCAAACAAAUACCGCAAGCAUUACCAAGGACCAGAAAAAAGAAACAAAAAGGUUCAUCAGAACAAAAACCUACCAAAAUUCUUCUACAAUAUCCUGAAGAAGGAAUAACAAAUAAAGAAAUGAGGGAUCACCUAGAAUACGGUUCGAUUCAAAUAAAAGGUCUAGAAAUAAAAACAACAACAAAAGAAACAGGAAAAACAAAACAAGAAAAAGAGAAAAAUGAAGAAUGUGAGCAGGAUAAGAUUCAAAUAUCAGAUAUACAACAAGAAAAGUUUGGAAUUUGCAUCAAUAAGGGAAAGCAGCCAGAAAGUGAAAUCACAUUACACAAACUGGAAACUGACAUACACGAGAAAACUAUAAAAAUGGAAGGACUGGAAACUGACAAGAAGGUCCCAAAAGCACCAGUGCAAAUUAAUCCUGUGACAGAAGGCUCAGGCAGGAAAAUCCAAAUGCCAUUACUCAAAAUGCCCAAAAUGCCUAAAGCAGACCUUCAAGCACCAAAGGUAGACAUGACCCUCCCAUCAGUAGAUGUUUCUCUUCCAAAGGCCGAGGUGGACAUUCAAGGCGCAGAAGCAACAGCUAAAGCGGUAAAGAUAGAAGCUGAAAUAAAAGCCACAGAUAAAGAUGCUAAAGGAAAAGAAAGUAAGUUCAAAAUCCCAAAAUUCAGUAUGCCUUCAUUUGGCUGGUCCACCACAAAAGAGACCAGUGGUGGAGUAGCAGGUGUUGAAGCAAGCGUGAAAGAGCCUCAGGUGACAGUGCCAUCCGCUAGGGCAGAAGGAGAGAUAACACUGUCAGGACCUGCCAUUCAGGCUCCAAGUGCUGAACUGGAAAUCGGGACUUCUGCAACAAAUGAUGGUGAGAAGGGGAAAAUUAAAAUACCUGAUGUUAAGCUGCCAAGUGUGAAGCUUCCCAAAGUCAAGGCUCCCCAGGUACAGGUCAGUCUGUCAAAGGUAGAGGCAGAUAUUUGCCUUCCCAAAUCACAAGGCGAAAGGAAAGAGGGGGGAUUUGAAGUGAAAGUUCCCGACAAGGAAAGCAGUACUGAAGUUAAGACAGGGAAAGCAGAGGCAAGAGGGAUGAAAAUACACAUGCCAAAAGUCAAAAUGCUUUCUAUGGGAUUUUCCAAACCAGAAAUCAAAGCUCCCAAAGUAGACGUGGAUGUUACUUUACCCAAAGUCGAUGUCUCACUUCCCACGUGUGACGUCAGUCUUCACGAAGCUGACCUGAAAGCAGCCUCCGUUCCCGGAGAUGUCAAAAUCUCGGCACCUGAAGUCAAGAUUCCCAAAAUAGAAGGUUCCAUUGAACUGAAGAGUCCAGGAAUUGAAGCGAAAGCACCAUCCGCUGAAAUUGCGGCGGAGGAACCAGAGGUGAAAACUGCCGGUUUAGAAGAGAAAAUUCAAAUGCCUAAAUUUGAAAAGCCAAAGUUUGGAGUUUCACUUCCAAAAGGCAAAGUGCCAGAAGGCGAGAUCAGCUUAUUUAAAAUGGAAGCUGACAUUCCCAAGCCAAAAGUCAAGGGCCAAGUGGGUGCAAUCGACGUGGAAACCUCGACACUAGCAGUGGAAGCUGAUUUUCCUGACGUAGAGACUGAAGCUUCCGGCUGGGAAAUACAAAUGCCAUCACUCAAAAUGCCCAAAAUGCCUAAAGCAGACCUUCAAGCACCAAAGGUGGACAUCACCCUCCCAUCAGUAGACGUUUCUCUUCCAAAGACAGAGGUGGACAUUCAAGGCCCAGAAGCAACAGCUAAAGCGGUAAGGAUAGAAGGUGAAAUAAAAGCCACAGAUAAAGAUGCUAAGGGCAAAGAAAGUAAGUUCAAAAUGCCAAAAUUCGGCAUGCCUUCAUUUGGCUGGUCCACCACAAAAGAGACCAGUGGUGGAGUAGCAGGUGUUGAAGGAAGCGUGAAAGAGCCCCAGGUGACAGUGCCAUCAGCUGGGGCAGAAGGAGAGAUAACAGUGUCAGGACCUGCCAUCCAGGCUCCAAGUGCUGAACUGGAAAUCGGGACUUCUGCAGGAAAAGAUGGUGAGAAGGGGAAAAUUAAAAUACCUGACGUUAAGCUGGCGAGUGUGAAGCUUCCCAAAGUCAAGGCUCCCCAUGUACAGGUCGGUCUGUCAAAGGUAGAGGCAGAUAUUUGCCUUCCCAAAUCACAAGGCGAAAGGAAAGAGGGGGGAUUUGAAGUGAAAGUUCCCGACAUGGAAAGCAGUAUUGAAGUUGAGACAGGGAAAGCAGAGGCAAGAGGGAUGAAAAUACACAUGCCAAAAGUCAAGGUGCCUUCUAUGGGAUUUUCUAAACCAGAAAUCAAAGCUCCCAAGGUAGACGUGGAUGUUACCUUAUCCAAAGUCGAUGUCUCACUUCCCACGUGUGACGUCAAUCUUCACGAAGCUGACCUGAAAGCAGCCUCCGUUCCCGGAGAUGUCAAAAUCUCGGCACCUGGAGUCAAGAUUCCCAAAAUAGAAGGUUCCAUUGAGCUGAAGAGUCCAGGAAUUGACGCGAAAGCACCAUCCGCUGAAAUUGCGGCGGAGGGACCAGAGGUGAAAACUGCCGGUUUGGAAGGGAAAAUUCAAAUGCCUAAAUUUGAAAAGCCAAAGUUUGGAGUUUCACUUCCAAAAGGCAAAGUGCCAGAAGGCGAGAUCAGCUUAUUUAAAAUGGAAGCUGACAUUCCCAAGCCAAAAGUCAAGGGCCAAGUGGGUGCAAUCGACGUGGAAACCUCGACACUAGCAGUGGAAGCUGAUGUUCCUGACGUAGAGACUGAAGCUUCCGGCUGGCAAAUACAAAUGCCAUCACUCAAAAUGCCCAAAAUGCCUAAAGCAGACCUUCAAGCACCAAAGGUGGACAUCACCCUCCCAUCAGUAGACGUUUCUCUUCCAAAGACAGAGGUGGACAUUCAAGGCCCAGAAGCAACAGCUAAAGCAGUAAAGAUAGAAGGUGAAAUAAAAGCCACAGAUAAAGAUGCUAAGGGCAAAGAAAGUAAGUUCAAAAUGCCAAAAUUCGGCAUGCCUUCAUUUGGCUGGUCCACCACAAAAGAGACCAGUGGUGGAGUAGCAGGUGUUGAAGGAAGCGUGAAAGAGCCCCAGGUGACAGUGCCAUCAGCUGGGGCAGAAGGAGAGAUGACAGUGUCAGGACUUGCCAUCCAGGCUCCAAGUGCUGAACUGGAAAUCGGGACUUCUGCAGGAAAAGAUGGUGAGAAGGGGAAAAUUAAAAUACCUGACGUUAAGCUGCCGAGUGCGAAGCUUCCCAAAGUCAAGGCUCCCCAGGUACAGGUCAGUCUGUCAAAGGUAGAGGCAGAUAUUUGCCUUCCCAAAUCACAAGGCGAAAGGAAAGAGGGGGGAUUUGAAGUGAAAGUUCCCGACAAGGAAAGCAGUACUGAAGUUAAGACAGGGAAAGCAGAGGCAAGAGGGAUGAAAAUACACAUGCCAAAAGUCAAAAUGCUUUCUAUGGGAUUUUCCAAACCAGAAAUCAAAGCUCCCAAAGUAGACGUGGAUGUUACUUUACCCAAAGUCGAUGUCUCACUUCCCACGUGUGACGUCAGUCUUCACGAAGCUGACCUGAAAGCAGCCUCCGUUCCCGGAGAUGUCAAAAUCUCGGCACCUGAAGUCAAGAUUCCCAAAAUAGAAGGUUCCAUUGAACUGAAGAGUCCAGGAAUUGAAGCGAAAGCACCAUCCGCUGAAAUUGCGGCGGAGGAACCAGAGGUGAAAACUGCCGGUUUAGAAGAGAAAAUUCAAAUGCCUAAAUUUGAAAAGCCAAAGUUUGGAGUUUCACUUCCAAAAGGCAAAGUGCCAGAAGGCGAGAUCAGCUUAUUUAAAAUGGAAGCUGACAUUCCCAAGCCAAAAGUCAAGGGCCAAGUGGGUGCAAUCGACGUGGAAACCUCGACACUAGCAGUGGAAGCUGAUUUUCCUGACGUAGAGACUGAAGCUUCCGGCUGGGAAAUACAAAUGCCAUCACUCAAAAUGCCCAAAAUGCCUAAAGCAGACCUUCAAGCACCAAAGGUGGACAUCACCCUCCCAUCAGUAGACGUUUCUCUUCCAAAGACAGAGGUGGACAUUCAAGGCCCAGAAGCAACAGCUAAAGCGGUAAGGAUAGAAGGUGAAAUAAAAGCCACAGAUAAAGAUGCUAAGGGCAAAGAAAGUAAGUUCAAAAUGCCAAAAUUCGGCAUGCCUUCAUUUGGCUGGUCCACCACAAAAGAGACCAGUGGUGGAGUAGCAGGUGUUGAAGGAAGCGUGAAAGAGCCCCAGGUGACAGUGCCAUCAGCUGGGGCAGAAGGAGAGAUAACAGUGUCAGGACCUGCCAUCCAGGCUCCAAGUGCUGAACUGGAAAUCGGGACUUCUGCAGGAAAAGAUGGUGAGAAGGGGAAAAUUAAAAUACCUGACGUUAAGCUGGCGAGUGUGAAGCUUCCCAAAGUCAAGGCUCCCCAUGUACAGGUCGGUCUGUCAAAGGUAGAGGCAGAUAUUUGCCUUCCCAAAUCACAAGGCGAAAGGAAAGAGGGGGGAUUUGAAGUGAAAGUUCCCGACAUGGAAAGCAGUAUUGAAGUUGAGACAGGGAAAGCAGAGGCAAGAGGGAUGAAAAUACACAUGCCAAAAGUCAAGGUGCCUUCUAUGGGAUUUUCUAAACCAGAAAUCAAAGCUCCCAAGGUAGACGUGGAUGUUACCUUAUCCAAAGUCGAUGUCUCACUUCCCACGUGUGACGUCAAUCUUCACGAAGCUGACCUGAAAGCAGCCUCCGUUCCCGGAGAUGUCAAAAUCUCGGCACCUGGAGUCAAGAUUCCCAAAAUAGAAGGUUCCAUUGAGCUGAAGAGUCCAGGAAUUGACGCGAAAGCACCAUCCGCUGAAAUUGCGGCGGAGGGACCAGAGGUGAAAACUGCCGGUUUGGAAGGGAAAAUUCAAAUGCCUAAAUUUGAAAAGCCAAAGUUUGGAGUUUCACUUCCAAAAGGCAAAGUGCCAGAAGGCGAGAUCAGCUUAUUUAAAAUGGAAGCUGACAUUCCCAAGCCAAAAGUCAAGGGCCAAGUGGGUGCAAUCGACGUGGAAACCUCGACACUAGCAGUGGAAGCUGAUGUUCCUGACGUAGAGACUGAAGCUUCCGGCUGGCAAAUACAAAUGCCAUCACUCAAAAUGCCCAAAAUGCCUAAAGCAGACCUUCAAGCACCAAAGGUGGACAUCACCCUCCCAUCAGUAGACGUUUCUCUUCCAAAGACAGAGGUGGACAUUCAAGGCCCAGAAGCAACAGCUAAAGCAGUAAAGAUAGAAGGUGAAAUAAAAGCCACAGAUAAAGAUGCUAAGGGCAAAGAAAGUAAGUUCAAAAUGCCAAAAUUCGGCAUGCCUUCAUUUGGCUGGUCCACCACAAAAGAGACCAGUGGUGGAGUAGCAGGUGUUGAAGGAAGCGUGAAAGAGCCCCAGGUGACAGUGCCAUCAGCUGGGGCAGAAGGAGAGAUGACAGUGUCAGGACUUGCCAUCCAGGCUCCAAGUGCUGAACUGGAAAUCGGGACUUCUGCAGGAAAAGAUGGUGAGAAGGGGAAAAUUAAAAUACCUGACGUUAAGCUGCCGAGUGCGAAGCUUCCCAAACUCAAGGCUCCCCAGGUACAGGUCGGUCUGCCAAAGGUAGAGGCAGAUAUUUGCCUUCCCCAAUCACAAGGCGAAAGGAAAGAGGGGGGAUUUGAAGUGAAAGUUCCCGACAUGGAAAGCAGUAUUGAAGUUGAGACAGGGAAAGCAGAGGCAAGAGGGAUGAAAAUACACAUGCCAAAAGUCAAGGUGCCUUCUAUGGGAUUUUCUAAACCAGAAAUCAAAGCUCCCAAGGUAGACGUGGAUGUUACCUUAUCCAAAGUCGAUGUCUCACUUCCCACGUGUGACGUCUGUCUUCACGAAGCUGACCUGAAAGCAGCCUCCGUUCCCGGAGAUGUCAAAAUCUCGGCACCUGGAGUCAAGAUUCCCAAAAUAGAAGGUUCCAUUGAGCUGAAGAGUCCAGGAAUUGACGCGAAAGCACCAUCAGCUGAAAUUGUGGCGGAGGGACCAGAGGUGAAAACUGCCGGUUUGGAAGGGAAAAUUCAAAUGCCUAAAUUUGAAAAGCCAAAGUUUGGAGUUUCACUUCCAAAAGGCAAAGUGCCAGAAGGCGAGAUCAGCUUAUUUAAAAUGGAAGCUGACAUUCCCAAGCCAAAAGUCAAGGGCCAAGUGGGUGCAAUCGACGUGGAAACCUCGACACUAGCAGUGGAAGCUGAUGUUCCUGACGUAGAGACUGAAGCUUCCGGCUGGGAAAUACAAAUGCCAUCACUCAAAAUGCCCAAAAUGCCUAAAGCAGACCUUCAAGCACCAAAGGUGGACAUCACCCUCCCAUCAGUAGACGUUUCUCUUCCAAAGACAGAGGUGGACAUUCAAGGCCCAGAAGCAACAGCUAAAGCGGUAAAGAUAGAAGGUGAAAUAAAAGCCACAGAUAAAGAUGCUAAGGGCAAAGAAAGUAAGUUCAAAAUGCCAAAAUUCGGCAUGCCUUCAUUUGGCUGGUCCACCACAAAAGAGACCAGUGGUGGAGUAGCAGGUGUUGAAGGAAGCGUGAAAGAGCCCCAGGUGACAGUGCCAUCAGCUGGGGCAGAAGGAGAGAUGACAGUGUCAGGACCUGCCAUCCAGGCUCCAAGUGCUGAACUGGAAAUCGGGACUUCUGCAGGAAAAGAUGGUGAGAAGGGGAAAAUUAAAAUACCUGACGUUAAGCUGCCGAGUGUGAAGCUUCCCAAAGUCAAGGCUCCCCAGGUACAGGUCGGUCUGCCAAAGGUAGAGGCAGAUAUUUGCCUUCCCAAAUCACAAGGCGAAAGGAAAGAGGGGGGAUUUGAAGUGAAAGUUCCCGACAUGGAAAGCAGUAUUGAAGUUGAGACAGGGAAAGCAGAGGCAAGAGGGAUGAAAAUACACAUGCCAAAAGUCAAGGUGCCUUCUAUGGGAUUUUCUAAACCAGAAAUCAAAGCUCCCAAGGUAGACGUGGAUGUUACCUUAUCCAAAGUCGAUGUCUCACUUCCCACGUGUGACGUCAGUCUUCACGAAGCUGACCUGAAAGCAGCCUCCGUUCCUGGAGAUGUCAAAAUCUCGGCACCUGGAGUCAAGAUUCCCAAAAUAGAAGGUUCCAUUGAGCUGAAGAGUCCAGGAAUUGACGCGAAAGCACCAUCUGCUGAAAUUGCGGCGGAGGGACCAGAGGUGAAAACUGCCGGUUUGGAAGGGAAAAUUCAAAUGCCUAAAUUUGAAAAGCCAAAGUUUGGAGUUUCACUUCCAAAAGGCAAAGUGCCAGAAGGCGAGAUCAGCUUAUUUAAAAUGGAAGCUGACAUUCCCAAGCCAAAAGUCAAGGGCCAAGUGGGUGCAAUUGACGUGGAAACCUCGACACUAGCAGUGGAAGCUGAUGUUCCUGACGUAGAGACUGAAGCUUCCGGCUGGGAAAUACAAAUGCCAUCACUCAAAAUGCCCAAAAUGCCUAAAGCAGACCUUCAAGCACCAAAGGUGGACAUCACCCUCCCAUCAGUAGACGUUUCUCUUCCAAAGACAGAGGUGGACAUUCAAGGCCCAGAAGCAACAGCUAAAGCGGUAAAGAUAGAAGGUGAAAUAAAAGCCACAGAUAAAGAUGCUAAGGGCAAAGAAAGUAAGUUCAAAAUGCCAAAAUUCGGCAUGCCUUCAUUUGGCUGGUCCACCACAAAAGAGACCAGUGGUGGAGUAGCAGGUGUUGAAGGAAGCGUGAAAGAGCCCCAGGUGACAGUGCCAUCAGCUGGGGCAGAAGGAGAGAUGACAGUGUCAGGACCUGCCAUCCAGGCUCCAAGUGCUGAACUGGAAAUCGGGACUUCUGCAGGAAAAGAUGGUGAGAAGGGGAAAAUUAAAAUACCUGACGUUAAGCUGCCGAGUGUGAAGCUUCCCAAAGUCAAGGCUCCCCAGGUACAGGUCGGUCUGCCAAAGGUAGAGGCAGAUAUUUGCCUUCCCAAAUCACAAGGCGAAAGGAAAGAGGGGGGAUUUGAAGUGAAAGUUCCCGACAUGGAAAGCAGUAUUGAAGUUGAGACAGGGAAAGCAGAGGCAAGAGGGAUGAAAAUACACAUGCCAAAAGUCAAGGUGCCUUCUAUGGGAUUUUCUAAACCAGAAAUCAAAGCUCCCAAGGUAGACGUGGAUGUUACCUUAUCCAAAGUCGAUGUCUCACUUCCCACGUGUGACGUCAGUCUUCACGAAGCUGACCUGAAAGCAGCCUCCGUUCCCGGAGAUGUCAAAAUCUCGGCACCUGGAGUCAAGAUUCCCAAAAUAGAAGGUUCCAUUGAGCUGAAGAGUCCAGGAAUUGACGCGAAAGCACCAUCCGCUGAAAUUGCGGCGGAGGGACCAGAGGUGAAAACUGCCGGUUUGGAAGGGAAAAUUCAAAUGCCUAAAUUUGAAAAGCCAAAGUUUGGAGUUUCACUUCCAAAAGGCAAAGUGCCAGAAGGCGAGAUCAGCUUAUUUAAAAUGGAAGCUGACAUUCCCAAGCCAAAAGUCAAGGGCCAAGUGGGUGCAAUCGACGUGGAAACCUCGACACUAGCAGUGGAAGCUGAUGUUCCUGACGUAGAGACUGAAGCUUCCGGCUGGGAAAUACAAAUGCCAUCACUCAAAAUGCCCAAAAUGCCUAAAGCAGACCUUCAAGCACCAAAGGUGGACAUCACCCUCCCAUCAGUAGACGUUUCUCUUCCAAAGACAGAGGUGGACAUUCAAGGCGCAGAAGCAACAGCUAAAGCGGUAAAGAUAGAAGGUGAAAUAAAAGCCACAGAUAAAGAUGCUAAGGGCAAAGAAAGUAAGUUCAAAAUGCCAAAAUUCGGCAUGCCUUCAUUUGGCUGGUCCACCACAAAAGAGACCAGUGGUGGAGUAGCAGGUGUUGAAGGAAGCGUGAAAGAGCCCCAGGUGACAGUGCCAUCAGCUGGGGCAGAAGGAGAGAUGACAGUGUCAAGACUUGCCAUCCAGGCUCCAAGUGCUGAACUGGAAAUCGGGACUUCUGCAGGAAAAGAUGGUGAGAAGGGGAAAAUUAAAAUACCUGACGUUAAGCUGCCGAGUGUGAAGCUUCCCAAAGUCAAGGCUCCCCAGGUACAGGUCGGUCUGCCAAAGGUAGAGGCAGAUAUUUGCCUUCCCAAAUCACAAGGCGAAAGGAAAGAGGGGGGAUUUGAAGUGAAAGUUCCCGACAUGGAAAGAAGUAUUGAAGUUGAGACAGGGAAAGCAGAGGCAAGAGGGAUGAAAAUACACAUGCCAAAAGUCAAGGUGCCUUCUAUGGGAUUUUCUAAACCAGAAAUCAAAGCUCCCAAGGUAGACGUGGAUGUUACCUUAUCCAAAGUCGAUGUCUCACUUCCCACGUGUGACGUCAGUCUUCACGAAGCUGACCUGAAAGCAGCCUCCGUUCCCGGAGAUGUCAAAAUCUCGGCACCUGGAGUCAAGAUUCCCAAAAUAGAAGGUUCCAUUGAGCUGAAGAGUCCAGGAAUUGAAGCGAAAGCACCAUCCGCUGAAAUUGCGGCGGAGGGACCAGAGGUGAAAACUGCCGGUUUGGAAGGGAAAAUUCAAAUGCCUAAAUUUGAAAAGCCAAAGUUUGGAGUUUCACUUCCAAAAGGCAAAGUGCCAGAAGGCGAGAUCAGCUUACCCAAAAUGGAAGCUGACAUUGCCAAGCCAAAAGUCAAGGGCCAAGUGGGUGCAAUCGACGUGGAAACCUCGACACUAGCAGUGGAAGCUGAUGUUCCUGACGUAGAGACUGAAGCUUCCGGCUGGGAAAUACAAAUGCCAUCACUCAAAAUGCCCAAAAUGCCUAAAGCAGACCUUCAAGCACCAAAGGUGGACAUUACCCUCCCAUCAGUAGACGUUUCUCUUCCAAAGACAGAGGUGGACAUUCAAGGCCCAGAAGCAACAGCUAAAGCGGUAAAGAUAGAAGGUGAAAUAAAAGCCACAGAUAAAGAUGCUAAGGGCAAAGAAAGUAAGUUCAAAAUGCCAAAAUUCGGCAUGCCUUCAUUUGGCUGGUCCACCACAAAAGAGACCAGUGGUGGAGUAGCAGGUGUUGAAGGAAGCGUGAAAGAGCCCCAGGUGACAGUGCCAUCAGCUGGGGCAGAAGGAGAGAUGACAGUGUCAGGACCUGCCAUCCAGGCUCCAAGUGCUGAACUGGAAAUCGGGACUUCUGCAGGAAAAGAUGGUGAGAAGGGGAAAAUUAAAAUACCUGACGUUAAGCUGCCAAGUGUGAAGCUUCCCAAAGUCAAGGCUCCCCAGGUACAGGUCGGUCUGUCAAAGGUAGAGGCAGAUAUUUGCCUUCCCAAAUCACAAGGCGAAAGGAAAGAGGGGGGAUUUGAAGUGAAAGUUCCCGACAUGGAAAGCAGUAUUGAAGUUGAGACAGGGAAAGCAGAGGCAAGAGGGAUGAAAAUACACAUGCCAAAAGUCAAGGUGCCGUCUAUGGGAUUUUCUAAACCAGAAAUCAAAGCUCCCAAGGUAGACAUGGAUGUUACCUUAUCCAAAGUCGAUGUCUCACUUCCCACGUGUGACGUCAGUCUUCACGAAGCUGACCUGAAAGCAGCCUCCGUUCCCGGAGAUGUCAAAAUCUCGGCACCUGGAGUCAAGAUUCCCAAAAUAGAAGGUUCCAUUGAGCUGAAGAGUCCAGGAAUUGAAGCGAAAGCACCAUCCGCUGAAAUUGCGGCGGAGGGACCAGAGGUGAAAACUGCCGGUUUGGAAGGGAAAAUUCAAAUGCCUAAAUUUGAAAAGCCAAAGUUUGGAGUUUCACUUCCAAAAGGCAAAGUGCCAGAAGGCGAGAUCAGCUUACCCAAAUUGGAAGUUGACAUUCCCAAGCCAAAAGUCGAGGGCCAAGUGAGUGCAAUCGACGUGGAAACCUCGACACUAGCAGUGGAAGCUGAUGUUCCUGACGUAGAGACUGAAGAUUCUGGCAGGAAAAUACAAAUGCCAUCACUCAAAAUGCCCAAAAUGCCUAAAGCAGACCUUCAAGCACCAAAGGUGGACAUCACCCUCCCAUCAGUAGACGUUUCUCUUCCAAAGACAGAGGUGGACAUUCAAGGCCCAGAAGCAACAGCUAAAGCGGUAAAGAUAGAAGGUGAAAUAAAAGCCACAGAUAAAGAUGCUAAAGGAAAAGAAAGUAAGUUCAAAAUGCCAAAAUUCGGCAUGCCUUCAUUUGGCUGGUCCACCACAAAAGAGACCAGUGGUGGAGUAGCAGGUGUUGAAGCAAGCGUGAAAGAGCUCCAGGUGACAGUGCCAUCAGCUGGGGCAGAAGGAGAGAUAACAGUGUCAGGACCUGAAAUCCAGGCUCCAAGUGUUGGACUUGAAAUUCUAAGUAGUUCUGUAAAAGAUAGUGUUAAGCGGACAUCUAAAAUGCCUCUUUUUAAAAUUCAAAAGGUUUCUAUUUCUAAGAUACCUAAAUCUGAUAUUAGUGAUCCCAACUUGCAGGCUGAUGUUUUUCACCCUAUAACUGAAGCUAAUGUAAUAGCUGAAGGAAUACCAUUGAGGUUUUCAGGCCCUGAGAGUAGCGUGAAUCUUCCUGAGUGUGGAGAAGAUGCAAGGGCCAAACGUGUUAAUUUACCAAAAUUUCGGAUUCCUGAUUUGGGGUUUUCCAAAGUUGAUAUCAGUACCCAUAUAGCUGACCAGGAUGCAAACUUACUGAAAGAUGAUGUCACUCUUACUAAGUAUCACAUGAGUGUUCAAGAACCCAAAGUGAUAUCUGGGUCUGCUAUUGGUGAUGUAAGCAUUGCAGAGACAGAUAUUAAAUUUGCAUUGACAGAAAGUUCCUCUGAGCUGAAGAGUACAGAUAUAGUUGCUAAAAUACCAUCAGUUGACGUUGCUAUAGAUAGAGGAGAAGUGAAGCUUGAAGGUUUCGAAGUGAAGUCUAAAAUGCCUAAAUUCCAAAAGAUGAAGUUUGGAAUUUCACUGCCUAAGGGAAAAAUUCCAGAGAGUGAGAUCAGCCUACCUCAAAUGGAAGGUGACAUUUCCAAACCAAAAGUAACAGCUGAAGUUACUGAGAUUGCUAUUGAAACUUCAUCUUUAGAUGUUAAACGUGAAGUCUCUGAUGCAGGAACAGAAGUGUCAGGCUUAAAAAUGCAACUGCCAUCACUCAAAAUGUCUCAUAUACCUAAAGCUGAUGGAGCACCAAAGGUGGACUUCAGCCUCCCAUCAGUUGAUGUUACCAUCCCAACAACAAAGGUAGACAUUCGAGGCCCAGAUUUAGAAAGUAAAGUGGUAAAGACUGAGAGUGAAAUAAAAUCUGCAGAAAAAGACAUUGAAGGGAAAGAAAGCAAAUUCAAAAUGCCAAAAUUCAAACUCUCAUCAUUUCGUUGGUCACCAAAGAAAGAAGCAGUUGUUACAUGUGAUACUGAAGCAACCCUUGAGGAGCCUACUUUGGCCUCUUCAUUAGGAGAAACAGAAGCUGGAUUAACAUUAACUGUAGCUGAGGUUCGGUGCCCAAGUGUGGAUCUCGAAAGUGACAUGCCUAUAGGUGAGAAGGAGAAAAUUAAAAAGCCUCAGUUCAGCAUGCCAAAGUUAUCACUUCCUAAAAUGAAGGGUCACAAAGCACAGGUCUCUCUGCCAAAAUUGGAAAGUGAUGUUAGUGGUCCUAAACCAGAAAAUGAAGGAGAUGUUUCACUGCAGAUAUCAGAGAAAGGAAGCAGUGGAGAUGGAGAAGGAAUUGCCAUAAAAAUGCCAAAGGUUAAGAUCUCUACUUCAGAAUUUUCAAAAACAGAAAUCAAAGCUCCCAAAAUGGAUGUGGACGUUCGCUUACCUACGGAUGAUGUCAAGCUUCCUACAUAUGAUGUGACUAUUCAACAAGCUGACUUGAAACUGAUGUCUGCUGGUGCUGAUGUCAACCUGUCAGCCCCAGAUAUUAAGAUUCCAACAUCGGAAGGGUCCAUAGAGUUGCAAAGUCCAGAAACAGGAGUUGAAGGAAUAUCAGCUGGAAUUGUUGUGGAUGGAGCAGAGCUGAAAGCUGAAGGUCUUGAAGGGAAGAUUAAAAUGCCUGAAUUCCAAAAGCCAAAGUUUGGAAUUUCACAUCCUAAAGGGAAAGUGCCAGAAAGUGAGAUCAGCUUACCCAAAAUGGAAGCUGAUAUUCCCCAGCUAAAAGCGAUGACAGAUAUUAUUGACGUUUCUCUGAAAGCACCAACAGUAGAAGUUGAAUCUGCCAUCCCUAAUGCAGAAACAGAAUCUUCAGUCUGGAAAAUCAAAAUGCCCAAAAUACCUGAAGCUGAUAUUAAGACACCCGAAGUUGACUUUAACCUCCAAUCCAGUGUUUCUGUUCCAAUGGUAGAGAUUGGUAUUCAAGAUUCAAAUAUGGCAUCUAAAGCAACAAUGGUUGAGGGAGAAAUAAAACCUGGAGAUACGGAUAUGGAAGGGAAAGAAGGACAUUUCAAGUUGCCAAAAUUCAAAUUGCCAUCAUUUAGUUGGUCAUCAAAAAAAGAAGCAAGCAUUAAAGCCGAUUUUGAAGAACCUCUGGAAGAGCCUAAAAUUACUGUAUCAUCAGGCAAAACAGACACAAAACUAGUAGAAAUUGUAACUGAGGAUCAGGGUCCAAGCAUGGAUCUUGCUAUUGAAAUAUCUACAGGAAAAAAAGAACAAAAAAGCCAAAUUAAAAAGCCUCCAUUUAUCAUACCUAAAAUUUCAUUCUCCAAAAUUAAGGUUCCUAAAGCUCAGGUGAAUCUGCCAAAAGUGGAAGCUGAUGUUACUGUUUCUAAACCAGAAAGAGGCGGAGAAGACUUAGUGCAGAUACCUGAUAUAGAAAGCAGUCAUAGCAAAAGUAUAGAAGAGGGAGCACAAAUAAGCAUAAAAAUGCCAAAAGUUCAGAUUUCUACUUUGGAAUUUUCCAAACCAGAAAUCAAAGUUCCCGAAUCAGACAUGGACAUUAGCCUACCUAAGGUUGAUGCCACCUUUCCUACAGAUGAUGUGAGUCUUCAACAAGCUGACCUCAAAUCAGGGUCUGCUGGUGAUGAUGUCAACUUGUCCAUGGGUAUUAAAUUUCCCACAGCAGAAGCUUCCAUUGAGCUGAAGAGUCCAGAAACAGGAAUCGAAGGACCAUUGGCGGUGGAUGGAGCAGAAGUGAAAGUUGAAGGUGUUGAAGGAAAGAUGAAAAUGCCUAAAUUCCAAAAGCCAAAGUUUGGAAUUUCACUUCCAAAAGGAAAAAGACCAGAAAGUGAGAUCAGCUUACUCAAAAUGGAAGCUGGAGUUCCCCAGAUAUUGCUGACAACAGAUAUUGCUGACAUUGCUGUGGAAGCUCCAAUACUAGAAGUUAAAUCUGAUGUCUCUGAUGCAGAAAUAGAGGUUUCAGCUGGGAAAAUGAAAAUGCCUCAAGUUUCUAUCACUGACAUUAAAGCUCCAGAGAUGGAUGUUAGUCUCCCAUCCGUUUCUGUUUCAACCACAGAGGUGGCCUUUCAAAGCCCUGAAGUGGAGAUUAUGAAAGUGCAAGGAGAACAUGAAAUGAAGUCUGGAGAAAUUCAGACUGAAGAACAUCAGGGCUGGUUUAAAAUGCCAAAAUUUAGAAUGCCAACAUUUGGUCGGUCAUCUUCUAAGGAAAAAAGAGAUGACAUUGAUAGUGAAGGGAGCCUGGAAAAGCCGCAAGUAAGUGCUCCUUCUGCUGAAAUGCAAACAGAAAUAGAAGCUCCUGAAUAUGCAACAUCAUUGCCACAUGUGGACACUGAAUCUGCUGCUGGAAAGGAUGUUUUGGAAGGUAAAAUCAAAUCUGCUAAAGCAGAGAUUCCAAAAGUGGGAGUUUCUCUCCACAAAGGUAAAAGUUCUGAUGUUACCUCACCAAAGUUUGAAGCAGAAAUUUCACUACCUCCAGAAAAAGCAGUCAUUAAAGUGAGCAUUCCUGAAAUGGAAACUUAUGCUGACAUAGUUAAACGCGGUACUGAAGGACAACAAUUGAAAACACAUACUCCAAAAGUCAUGUUACCUAAGGUAGAACUCUCUACAUCAGAAAUUAGUGCUUCAAAAACUGGGGUGGACAUCAGCUUACCAAAAGCUGACAUUACAUUCCCUAAAUGUGAUCUGACCCUUCAAGAACAAAAAGCCAAAUCAGAGUGUGCAGAGGUUUCAACAGCAGAACAUUCCAUUGAGCUAAAGAGUCCAGAAAUAGGAGACAAAGCACCAUCUGUUGAAAUUGCUUUGGAUGGAACACAGAAGAAAUUAGAUGUCCUCCCAAAAGUAGAGUUGGACAUUCUACACCCAGGUGCAGGAGUUAAAACUGAAAAGCUAGGGGGUGUGAUAAAAUCUACAGGAAGGGAUGUUCAAGGAAGAGAAAGUAAAUUAAAAAUGCCAAAAUUCAGUGUACCCUCAUUUGGAUGGCCUGCCACAAAGGGAACAGGAGAUGUUGCUGAUGUUAAAACCAACCUUGAAGAUACCAAGAUAGGUGCUCUGGGAAUUAAAAUGGAUACUGAAAUAAGUGUUGUAGACCAUGAAAUAGAAUUUCCAGCUGAAAGUGUUGAAAAGACUAUUUCUGCAGGAGUCAGGGUGAAAGCGGAAGAUGAAGAUGAAGCAAGCAAAAUGAAAACAUCUAAAUUUAAGAUGCCAAAGUUUGGAGUGUUACAUUCAAAAGCAAAGGGUUUUGAAGUUGAUGUAUUUCUCCCAGAGUUAGAGGCUGAUGUUUCACUGCCUAAAACUGAACUAGGCAUAGUGGAAAUCCAGUUUAAAAAAGCAGAUGACUCCACUGACCUGCAAAGUCCAAGUUCAGACGUUAUGGAAUCAUCAACCAGGAUUUCAGAGGACAAGCCAGACAAACAAACUGAAAGUGUAGAGGUAAAUAUUAAAAUUCCCAAGUUAAAAAUACCAGCAUUCACUUACAAUGCACCCACAGCUGAAACUGACGUUUCAACAUCAAAAGUGGCAACGGACUUGAAAGGUGCUGGUACUGACAUUGAAGCAUCAAAACUGGAAGUAAGCACUAAGAUCCCUAAAGAAAGACCGGAGUUUGCGGGUGGUAAUAUCCAAAGGCCAUCAGUCAAAAUGCCAACAUUGGCUGAACGUGACAUUAAAAACCCACAGGUAUAUGUUAAGCUCCCAUCCACAGACUCUUCGGUUUCAAAAGCAGCACUACAAAUUCAGGGACCACUUGCAGAGGGUAAAGAAAUAAAGACACAAGAUGAAGUUGAAUCUGGACAUGUUGAUAUCGAAACGCAUGAGACUUACUUCUCUCAGAUAGUGAAAGAAUCUGAGAUUCCUUCAUCAGAAAUUAAAACUGCUAGUUUUGGAUUUUCACUUCUCAAAGUGAAGAUACCUGAGUCACAUGUUAAACUAGACAUGCCAGUCAAACUGCAGUCUUAUUCAGAAUAUAAACAUGAGGUGUCUGAGAGUGAAGUUCACCAACCUAAACUUUCUGAUGAAAAUUUAGGGGUAGCAAUACAAAAGAGUGACACUGCUGAGUUUAAAUUAUCUGGCAAACCACAAAGUGAAACUGAUGAAUCUAACGAUGUUGUAUCUUCCAGUGUCAGUUUGCCAAAACUGAAAACGUUUACAGUUGAAGUACAGUCUUCCAGUAAACUUGGAGACACUCAAUCUGAUAAGCAACCAGAGGAAAUAGCUGUAUCUCCUCUCUCUAAAGAUGGUGAAAUAGCUAAAAUACCAGAAAAUGAAGAAAAAGAUAUGAAGGAUCAAAAAGAAAAAACUGAUAGUAAAAGUUCUUCUGGCAGAUUCAAGUUUUGGCUUCCAAGUAUUGGGUUUUCUUCCUCCAUUGAUGACACAGGCUCAGAUUCCAAACCUGAAGUCCAAAAAUCAAUUCCAGAAGAAAUCCAACGUGUUGACUCUUCUGCAUCAGAUACUGACUCUUCUAAACAAACUGAAAAAACUGGAUGGUUUAGAUUUCCCAAAUUAGGCUUCUCAUCCCCAUCAAAAAAGGCUAAGAACAUUGACAAAGAAGAAGGGACAAAUCUAAAAGAAAUGAAAACUUCAGAUGAUGAAAGUCCAUCAGAGAAACCUGAAACAUUUUUUGAUGCAGAAGAAAACUUAUCACCUAAAGAAGAAACAAUUAAGGGUGAAGAAAAUGAAACUACAGGGACCUCAUCUAAUGUCCAAGUUUCUGGUGCUUUAGUGACAUCAUCAGCAAGAACUGAAUUAAUCUUGUUGGAGAGGGAAAGAGCUAGCCAGCAAAGUAUUCUUGAAAAGACCACCAAAUGAGUAUUUUUUUCUGAUCUAUGCAUAUAUGGAAAAUCUGAAGGUAGAACAAACUAAGAGAAAAACAUAUGCCGAAAAAUGCUGUCUUCCCAGAGAGUUUUCCUGAAGAAAUGAAAGUGGAACAGAACUUAAAACUGACAUUGAUGAAAACAGUCUGUGGAUCAUUCCUCACCACACUGGCAUUUGCAAGCAUGUGAACAUACUGUAGGACCUAAUGAAACAUUUGUUUCAUGAGAUGUACCCAAGAAGAAACACACAACUACAGAGGAAAAGGAGGCAUUCACACUUUUAACAAAGUCUGAUAAAAUUCUCCUAACCAUGCAAAAUAAAGUGUUGAAUGGAGCAAAGAUAGUGAAAAGAUUUUAUUAAAUAUAAUUCUCUAAAACAUGCCAGUUGUGUUUAGAUUAUAGAUUAUUUGCAAAAAUGAAUAUAAAGCUAGAGCUAUGAGGACUAGAGAUAUACAUAACUGUUUAGAUUUUAUUUUAUUAAAUAUAUUUCUGCCUUGAUGUUGCUUUCUUAUAAAAAUAUAUUUUCUUUUUUCUUAGAUAGAGCAAUAUUUGUAUUCCAUGAUCAUUUUAAAAUGUAGAACAAACAGAAAUAAUACUGUAGAUAUGACAAUCCUUCCUCCCCCACCCCCGCCCCAGUUAGUAGGGUGGAUAAUAUUUAGCCUUAAAAAAAAAUAAAAACUUCAGGAAAUGCUCCAGAUUCCUGAAAAAUAUAUACUGCUGAUUCACAUAUUCAAAAUAAAAAAAUAAAAUAUGGCAACUGAGAAGAAGAAUAAAAAAAAUUGGGGUAAGAAAGUUCACUAUGUAUAUAUUUAUCCGAAUAGUUAAUGCAUAGAAUGGGGCAUAUGUCAGUGAAAUCGCUGGAAAGGUUUUUCCAGAGAAAUAAGAUGUAAAUAGUUAUUUACCUUUUGUUUAUAUCAAUGCUUCUCUUCAGUACAUGACCAAAAAGGUAAUACCAUAUAUGUUAGCCAUCACUGUACAUGUAUUACUAGAAUGUUGAAUGUAUUCUCAAUUCACAGUACAGUCACUGUAUCGAUAAUAAAUGCAACAACAUUAUUAUUGUAA
Dermochelys coriacea (leatherback sea turtle) is the source of this 19583-nucleotide messenger RNA. It is a transcript of the gene AHNAK2, whose product is annotated as AHNAK nucleoprotein 2. Gene Ontology annotation, biological process: regulation of RNA splicing. The record is from RefSeq and is a predicted model, not a curated record. Gene Ontology annotation, cellular component: nucleus; costamere; cytoplasm. The coding region runs from base 388 to 18516 and encodes 6042 amino acids. Gene Ontology annotation, molecular function: protein binding. Lineage: Eukaryota; Metazoa; Chordata; Testudines; Dermochelyidae. The transcript is spliced from 8 exons.